Messenger RNA from Phoenix dactylifera (date palm), 2299 nucleotides. Its product is annotated as UDP-glucuronate:xylan alpha-glucuronosyltransferase 2. The record is from RefSeq and is a predicted model, not a curated record. Gene Ontology annotation, molecular function: glycosyltransferase activity. Lineage: Eukaryota; Viridiplantae; Streptophyta; Magnoliopsida; Arecales; Arecaceae.
UCCCAUCUAUGUCCGGCUAACCCAAGGGUACACCUAAAUCAAAAGCAAAUGACACAUGGACCAGUCUUAAUGCUCCCCCUCUAUCUCUCUCUGUCUACAUCCCAACCGCUUCGAAGCAAAUACUUACGGUUCACAUAUGAACAAACGUACAUUGCAAGCAUAAAAGGAUUUUAAAAACCAGGAGGCUUAGUUCCUCGCAUGAUCACAUAGGGUGGCCAAGGACAAAGUCACUUCAGAGGAUGGGCUUGGGAGGGGACGUGAUGAAGGCCGCCGCGUCGAAAGCUCUGGUCAUCAAGAUCAACCUUGCCUUCCUUGCCUUCUUCCUUCUCGCCUACAUUGCUCUCCUCUUCCAACCAUCUAUUCUCGGCCAUGAGAAUGCUGCCUCUCUCGUCCGGUGCUCCUUUCGCGAUUGCCACACGAAGAAGGUGGAAAAAGAGAUCAGUAAGAAGACAGCCGGAGAGAAGCGAGCAGCACUGAAGAAGGCUCCAAGUUUCCUCCAAGGAUUGCAUGGCAACGUGACUAUCGGCUUGGUGAACAUGGAAGAUGAUGAAGUGAUUGAUUGGGGUGCCUUGGGGAGAACUACAAAAGCAGAUUUUGAGCAGGUAUCCGAAUUGUUUGAAUGGAAGGACUUGUUCCCGGAGUGGGUCGAUGAGGAGGAGGAGAAUGAGGGGCCCGCAUGUCCUGAGAUCCCGAUGCCGGACUUUUCGAUGUACGAUGAGAUGGACGUGGUGGUGGCCGAGUUGCCAUGCCGACGACCGGAGGAUGGUUGGGUCCGGAAUGUCUUCAGGCUGCAAGUUCACCUGGUCGUCGCGAACUUGGCGGUGAGGAGGGGAAGGAGGGACGGGCGAGGGAUGGUGAAGGUGGCGUUCCUUGGUGCAUGCCAGCCGAUGAUGGAGCUAUUCCGGUGCGACGAUUUGGUGGGGAGGGAGGGAGAGUGGUGGAUAUAUGAAGCUCCGGCAGGGAGAUUGGAGGAGAAGGUGGCGUUGCCGGUGGGCUCUUGCAAGCUGGCCUUGCCAUUGUGGAGAGAAGGGACCAACGAGGAGUACGACGUGUCGAAGUUGGCCGUUCCGGUGAACCCCCACCGGCGGGAGGCCUACGCGACGGUCCUCCACUCCUCCGACAGCUACGUCUGCGGCGCGAUCACCCUCGCCCAGAGCAUCCUCAAGACCGGCUCCACCCGCGACCUCGUCCUCCUCCACGACAAGUCCAUCUCCCAGCCCAAGCUCCAGGCGCUUGUCGCCGCCGGCUGGACCCUCCGGGAGAUCGAGCGCAUCCGCAACCCCCGCGCCGAGAAGGACUCCUACAACGAGUACAACUACAGCAAGCUCCGACUCUGGCAGCUUACCGAGUACCAUAAGGUCGUCUUCGUCGACUCCGAUAUCAUCGUCCUCCGCAACCUCGACCUCCUCUUCCACUUCCCGCAGAUGUCCGCCACCGGCAACGACGGCGUCAUGUUCAACUCCGGCAUCAUGGUCAUCGAGCCGUCGAACUGCACCUUCAGAACCCUAAUGGGACGCCGGAAGGACGUCGUCUCGUACAACGGCGGAGACCAGGGGUUCCUCAACGAGGUGUUCGUCUGGUGGCACCGCCUGCCGAGGAGGGUGAACUUCUUGAAGAACUUCUGGGCGAACACCACGCUGGAGGCCAGCAUGAAGAACCACCUCUUCGCCGCCGAGCCGCCGAAGCUGUAUUCGAUACAUUAUCUCGGGCUGAAGCCAUGGCUGUGCUAUCGAGACUACGACUGUAACUGGAACAUCGAGGACCAGCGGGUGUACGCGAGCGACGUGGCGCACCGGCGGUGGUGGAGGCUGCACGACGAGAUGGAUGAGGGGCUGCGGGCGUUCUGCGGGCUCUCGCCGCAGAGGAGGAUUGACCUGGACUGGGACCGGAAGACUGCGGCGGAGAUGGGGUUCCCGGACGGCCACUGGAAGCUCCACAUCUCGGACUGGAGGCAGAAUGUGUGAAGAUGUGGGAGAAGAAGGAUAGAUCGCGAAAAACACAAACUCUGUUGCUGUUAGCUGACAUCAGUUGGAGUUCGUUUUGUUUGAGUUCGUUGGUGCAUAGAAUACUUUGUAUCUUUUGAAAGAUUCAUCUUUGAAGGGUCGGGGCUUGGGACGGUUUCCAUUUUGCAUUGGGCUGCACGUAAAGCCUCACAUUGAUGCAGGAAAUGACAGGAGAAAGUUCAGAAUAAACAGUUUCAUCAAUUCUGACAAUUUUAGGAAGAUGAGAAUGGGUCUCAUACCACGCUAGCUCUUUUUGAUAGAUCAAGGAUGUUGAUUCAUUAGCCCUUUCUCUGUUA